Molecule: messenger RNA, 789 nt
Organism: Eimeria tenella
Lineage: Eukaryota; Apicomplexa; Conoidasida; Eucoccidiorida; Eimeriidae
Exons: 7
Coding region: 1-789 (262 amino acids)
Source: RefSeq, a predicted model, not a curated record
AUGGCCAACCGCGCGUCAGCUGAUGCGGCUUGCGCGUUUGACGGGAUGCUCCCUCCUGCGGACUCCGCCGCGUUUUUGACUCACUUCGACUUCUCCGCCAUCGAUGAAAUGGACCCUUCUCUCGGCAAGCCCCUUAUCUUUGUCAACAUGUGCCCUGACGGUCACAUUCUCCUAUACGAGAGGGAGGUCCCAUGUGAGCUUCGGAUGCAGGAGGGGACAAAAGCUCCUCAAGACGUGGGCAGGCUCGAGCCUAUCAGGGUGAAAGUUUUAAUUUUGGGAGAAGAAGCGCAUCCUCGGGAAGUCCGAAUCGAAGCAUCUAGCGAGAACGACCUAUUUUUCCACUACACUCACGUGGCAGAUGAGAAGUCAUUUCGCCAGAUGCAGCAAAGCCAGAAGCUGAUGAUUGAAUUCGCGGAUUACUCGCAAGUGCUGAUGAAGAUGCUCAACUCAUGCAUUAGAGAGCCCCACAGUUUUCUCGCUGUAUUUGUAAUGGAAACUACGGGAAAAGGACGUCUUGAUUUUAUUCAGAACAUGGAGUACAAAUUCAUUGAGCUUUUGUCUUGCGACUUCCUUCAAAGCUCUGAGGAGGUGAUUAGACAGCAAAUGUCAUUCCGCUACAACGCCCUCAAGUCGAAGCUUGCUCUUAUGCAUGCAAGAUUACACGACAUUGGAGCUCUCGUCAAAGUGAAGAGCCCAUCUCUUCUGCUACAUUUGCAGAAGUCUGCUGCCCAUCAGCUGCAGACAAAACGCACUGGAGUGCGAGGAUCCAGUUUUAGCCCCAAACCAUAA